AACACAAAGAAAAGGCUGUUGGCGAUUCCUGAGAGAAAGUCGGGGGUCUUCUUUGUCUUUUUGAUUUUCUAAAAUGGAGUGAGGUCCGAGAGAACGCCGUUUCUCUCGGUGUCUCCGCCUCCCAUUUCCUCAAUUUUCAUUCUCUCUCUAAGCUUCUAGCUUCCACGUCAAGCGUCGUCGUUUAUACGGAAAAUGUCGGCAAUUUCGAAUCUCCCAGCGUAUGGUCACGGCGGUUGCUCCGUUCGUUUUCCACAGAACAAGCUCACCAAGUUUCCGGCAACACUUUCUUCUCCGUUCCUCAGAAGUGAAGAUAAUGCAUUUCAAAGCUGUCGGUUAGCUCAGGGAAACUUAAACGGGGGAGCCAAGCAUGGAGGUGUUCGUAUGGCGUUAUUAGACGAGAGGCUUGCUCGUAGUGGAGAUUUGUUUAAGUCUUCUGAGAUCCUUGCAUAUGAUCUUGUUCAAGGAGCUCUUGUUAGAUGGAGUUCUGUAAUGGAUCGAUCAGUUCCUGAUCCACCAACGGCUGUUUUUCUACAUGGCAUUCUAGGUAGCCGAAAGAAUUGGGGGACCUUUGCUCGAAGGUUAGCACAAGAGUUUCCAACAUGGCAGUUUCUCUUAGUAGACCUCCGCUGUCAUGGUGAUUCAGCCUCCGUAAAGAAGAGGGGGCCCCAUUCUGUUGCAUCUAGUGCUCUUGAUGUCUUGAAGCUAGUUCGACAGCUGAGAAUAACACCCAGAGUUUUAGUUGGUCAUAGUUUUGGUGGAAAAGUUGCCUUAAGCAUGGUGGAACAAGCUGCAAAACCUCUUGCAAGACCAGUCAGGGUGUGGGUUCUAGAUGCCACUCCUGGGAAAGUUCGACCUGGUGGAGAUGGGGAGGACCAUCCCUCAGAGCUAAUAUCUUUUCUGAGUACACUGCCAAAGGAGGUAUCUUCAAAGCAUGAUAUUGUGGCUGCUCUAGUUCAAGAAGGGUUUUCUGAAGAUGUGGCACAGUGAGUGGUUACUAACCUUCGGCCAACUAGCCCUCCUGGUUUGUCACCAUCAUCAAACUUCUCAUGGGUGUUUGAUCUCAAGGGAAUUGCUGAGAUGUAUCAAUCUUAUGAAAAGACAAAUUUAUGGAAAAUUGUUGAGGAUGUACCUAGAGGAGUACAUGUGAAUUUUUUGAAGGCAGAAAGAAGUUUGCACCGAUGGUCACUCGAAGACAUUCAGAGGAUUCAUGCUGCUGAAGAGAUUGCUUCAGAGGAGGGAGGUGGAGUUGAAAUGCAUGUGCUUGAGGAUGCUGGCCAUUGGGUGCAUGCUGAUAAUCCAGACGGACUCUUUCGGAUUCUUUCAUCGUCUUUUCGAGGCGUCAGAACCUGAGGGAUCUCGAUUCAGUUCACAGGUUGUAGCCCUCAGAUUAAGCUCCAGCAUUUUUUUUUUUUUUUUAAAAUACCUGUUGUGUUAAUAUAUUUUUGCAUCCUCCCUUUCCAUUUUGUAUGCUUAGUGUAUGUAACACUGUAUCAUAGUAAUUCUUUUUUUCUUCAUUUAUUUAUUAUUAUUUUUUUUUUCCCUCUGUUCUUCUUCU
This is a messenger RNA of Ziziphus jujuba (common jujube), 1555 nucleotides long. RefSeq lists its product as uncharacterized. The transcript is spliced from 13 exons. The record is from RefSeq and is a predicted model, not a curated record. Lineage: Eukaryota; Viridiplantae; Streptophyta; Magnoliopsida; Rosales; Rhamnaceae.